GCUUUCCUCCGGGAGAAACAUGGCUGGGAAGAGAGAGGAGGCGCGAGACAACAGGCGUGGGGUCGUGAUUUCUGAUGGUUGGCCAGGAUAUCACUUGGAUUUAUUCACCUACCCACAGCACUAUUAUGGAGAUCUGAACCACGUGCUUAUACCUCAUGGUGUCAUUAUGGACAGGACUGAGAAGUUGGCAAAGGAUAUCAUGAAUGACAUUGGAUACUGUGACAUCAUGGUUCUGUGUGUGCUUAAAGGGGGCUAUAAGUUCUGCGCUGACCUUGUGGAGAAUCUAAAGAAUAUCAGUCGAAAUUCAGAUACAUUUGUCUCUAUGAAGGUUGACUUCAUCAGAUUAAAGAGUUACCAGAAUGACCAAGCCUUGGAUGAUAUGCAGAUAAUUGGAGGGGAUGACUUUUCUGAACUAGCUGGCAAGAAUGUACUCAUUGUGGAGGAUAUUGUUGGAACUGGGAGGACCAUGAAAUCUCUGCUUGGCAAAAUAGAAAAAUAUAAGCCCAACAUGAUUAAAGUGGCAAGUUUGUUGGUGAAGAGAUCACCCAGAAGUGAUGGCUUUCGACCUGACUAUAUUGGAUUUGAAAUUCCAGAUUUAUUUGUGGUAGGCUAUGCCUUAGACUACAACGAAUACUUCAGAGAUCUCAACCAUAUAUGUGUGAUCAGUGAGCAAGGCAAAGCAAAAUAUCGAGUCUAAAGAAGUAUGUUCCCACCACCUGAAAAUUUGUGAAUUUCCUCAACUCCCUAAUCAUCCUAUGCCUUUGACUACAAUCAAGAAACCAGUAUGUGCGUGUGUGUGUGAAAGUCGGCUCUGCAGGCUUUUUCAUGUAUUAGGAUGUUAAAAAGAGGUUUCAUCUGAAAGCAUUCUUUUCAGGGAUCAUAACAUCAAGUAGCACAUCUUUAUCAUGAAAUACAAGGCAUGCCUUUUGCUUGGUUUGUUCCAAGUCAAACACUCCACCUGGUGACUCACAACUUCUGUCUACCUUUAUGCUCCCAUGCUACACCUUUUUUGGCCUGGGUAAUCCUUUGGGCUCACUGCUUUUCCAUGAAAUGCCCCACCCCCACCUUCUAGUUGCUUAAUUUAUUUUAUUUUAUUUUUAUUUUUCUCUUAACAAUUUCCUAGCUUUUUUUUUUCUUUCUGGUCACAAACUGAGAGAUGAAUCAUUUUCCUUGAGAUCUGAGCCCACACAACUAGAAUGCACUCAUGCUCCUGUGCCCAAAAGGAAGGGAGGGAAAAAGAUAGUUUAAUAUAUAUUUAUGUGUUUGCACAUUUCUGACAGGCCAUUAUCAUCCGCUUUGUCAAAACCUUUCAGAACCUCAGGGUAGGCUGAAUCUUAAUGACACUAUGAAAUGAGCCUUUACAUGGUACUCUCAAUUUGAACUUCCAGGACGUGACAGUGGCAUGUUGAGUAUGCACAGACGUGCUCAACUGUGCUUAAUACGCUGAAUUUUAAUUAGAAAAGAACACAAUGCCAGUGAGGCUUUCAUUUCUAAGCUGUAUGCCUUGAUUAGAGUGGUCCAUGAGCCAAUGACUGGACCUGGAGCAGAGAGGACAACUCCUUUCACAUGUAUAUUUCCACGCUUGGAGCUAAUCAAGUAAAAGCCUGUGCUUAUGUUGAAAUUAUUCCAAUGCUACUUUCAAUUUUUCUCUCUUUUAUAUUCAAGAGCUUCCCUGCGCCCCACCUCCCACACACACACUAUCAUAAAUGGGAAUGCAAGAGCUCAGUUUGAAUAAAAGAAAUUCUCUUACAAGAACAGUAACACGAAGCAAGCGAUCACAAAAGGCGAGCUGACUUCACAACUUCUCCUGCCAUUUUUACAAGAUCUUUUCCUAAUUUACAAGGGAGUUUAAUGGAAAAUAAGCUUUGGAGUGCCAAUAGGUCUUACACUGCUCUCCUUCACUUCCUGAAAGAAGCUGUCUCAGCAUAAACAACUGAGUAGCCUUUGCUUUGUUCAGAACCCUAUGGGGCAUAUUAUUGUUAAUCUGACUUCUUUUAAACUAAUAAAGAAUAAGAAAAUGUGUUACAUUUCU
Trichosurus vulpecula (common brushtail) is the source of this 2032-nucleotide messenger RNA. It is a transcript of the gene PRTFDC1, whose product is annotated as phosphoribosyl transferase domain containing 1. Lineage: Eukaryota; Metazoa; Chordata; Mammalia; Diprotodontia; Phalangeridae. Gene Ontology annotation, biological process: purine ribonucleoside salvage. Bases 20 to 697 code for a protein of 225 amino acids. Gene Ontology annotation, molecular function: hypoxanthine phosphoribosyltransferase activity. The record is from RefSeq and is a predicted model, not a curated record. The transcript has 9 exons.